UCUCCUCAACACCCGAUCCGACCGAAGUACUUGCAGUGCGGUGGUAAAUGUACGCGUUUUCGUUGCGGAUCGCAAAAAAAAAGAAAGCCAUCACGGCCACCAUCAUUCUUGCCGCGAGUAACUAACAAAAGAACUGGACACAGCUGAAUGAAUUUCGUUCGCGCUCGGCCAUCAGUCCAGGCAACGACGUAGAAAGAAAAUAGCUUGUGUUGCAAAUCUUUGGAACCUGGGAACGUCCAUCGUCGUGUAGUUUGGUGUUGUGUUGUUGGAUUGAAAUAAAAUCAAAAAAACGAUUUGGUACAUUACAUGGUCUUUGAAAGUGGCUGCACAUAGCAAGUUUUUGGUCGUCCUUAUUGCUGGGUGGAACGCUAGGAGAUAGCGGAUCAUUCUCCACUUAGACGAAUCAGGAAGGUUAUUGGUUGAAAUGACGAAGGACCCUAAGUGCAGUGUUAAUGCGUGUGUUGUCUUUCCCGUGUCCUUGUAAUUCCUGUUUUGUUGGAAGUGCUUUUUUGGAAAAAAGAGAAAAGAUCACGAUAACAUUGUGUGUAAAAUUGGUGCGCCCAUUCUCAGCCGGAAGAUUCUAGUAGAGAUCAAGAAAUCAAACAAAUCGAAAUCUUGUGCAUGUUUUUGGAGUUGGAUUUUGCAUGUUAGUGGCCGCUAAAAAAAGAAAAGAAGAGAGGAAGCAAGAAUGGAGGAAUCGCAACAGCUGCAUUUUCCCAUCCGUCUCAACCAUAAUGGAUUGGGCGGUGGUAACAUCAACAACAAACCGCUUAAUGUCAGCGGCGGAAACGACGGAAGCGGCCAUUUAGCCGAUAGUGGAUACACCUCCUACCAUUCGAUCAAUGCAUCAUGUUCCGUUGUUCGCUCGGUGCUGGCCACAAUCGAGGAAGAUAACGAAGCGGAUAGCAGUUUCGAAGAAGCACGAUCCUCGGAGGAUAUUUCGCAACAGAUGGGAGGAAGCAAUGUCUUGACUCCUUCCACUGCAGCAAGUAUCGAGAGAAUAUCCAAUUUUCAUCUCACCACGCCGAAUAGUACUGGAAAACCGUUCGACCAACGUCGUCGCGGUCUAUCCCGGAAACCGACACUGGAGAAUUUGUUUCAGGAAUGUACACCGAAAAAAGCGGACGAUUGCAUUAGUUUCUAUGGGUCUGCUAAAACUCCCCGUUCGGGGCGAAAGAUUGAGCUGGGCAGUGUCACCCCCAGAAAGAAUAAAGCUUCAGCCAAACGGAAGCUGGGCGAAUUUAGAGAAAAAUUGUACUCAGAUGGUGAUGUACGGGAAACAAAUGAUCCCCUUGAUGGAGCCUGCAAGAAAUUGGACCAAGAGGACAUUUCACCUAUACUUCAUGCGAAACGUCGAAGGAAUUCUGUGAUCGAUUUGAUUCGUUCUAGUACGCCAAAGACAGCAAGUCUCAGGUCCAACUUUCACGUAGAAGCACGAGAAAAUAUUGAUUGGGAUGCCGUACAACCGGGGAAACCCAUUGGCGCCAUAGCAAAAUCCCGUACUUUACGUAAGUUUCAAAGCUUCAGUCCCAGCAAGAUGCAUAGCUACAAGAAAAGAGAUGCUCUACAGGAAAAAUCAGUCAUCACAAACCGUAGAGUCCCACUACAACGGCAGGAUGCGUUUUGGAAGGCCUCGUUGGACCAACAAACGACUCCGCACAAAUCACUUGAAUGUACGCAAGAUAAAUCUUUUGAAUUGCCUGAAAUUGUCGUAACUCCGACAAAAGAAGCAAACCUCGGAGUACUUUUGGAUGCGCCCAUUCUGGUUCAUGCGACAUCCGAGGAUGUCGCCAAACCAACUGAUCUUGAUCAACAAAUAUCGCAGCUCUCUUCUUUCGAUGAAAGCGCUAUCUCCACAACUCCCAGUAAACAAAUUCUCUCUUUGGAUGAUUCUGGUAUCAUUCGGCAUGCUCCCGUUUGCAUCGAAGCCAACAAGUCCAUUCCGUCUAUUCUCGAGAAUGAAUCUCCGUCUCUCGUCUCUCUAACCAUCCCCAAAACACCAACAUCGGCGAACAAAUCUCGCUCCAGACUGAAGCGUUUGUCUUCGACGAAGAAAGACAAACCCAGAAGCAAGCCGCCUUCUCCGAUUCAUCGCGCUCAGCCAUUCAUCCCCGGCUCUUACCGUCGAUAUUACGCCAAUGUUGAACGUCUCAAUAUCCUCAAGCGCCUGAAUGAGCAUGACAAGGAUGCGCUCGGAAUCGUGCUCAACUACCUCACGGACAGUGAUCUGGUCCAGGUGGUGGCCGUUUCCCGCGGAUGGCGCAGCAUUAUCGAGCAGCAUGCCCAAUCGUAUCGUCGGCUGCGCGCGCAUCUGGCUCGGGAGGCGCACGUCAAGGAGAAUCUCGAUCGCACUAUCUACUCCACGUCGGUUUCCUCGCGCGAAUGCAGCCUGCUGGGGAAAACUGGAUCGUCUCUGAGCGCUUCUACGGAUUCGGGGAAAGAGCUGGUGGCAUCGGCUCCCCGUCAGCCGUUCAGUUUGUGCAACUCGAUCGAUGACAACCAUUCGGCCGGGGAGCCGAGGCGUUCUGGGUCGGUGCAGAAAUCACCGCCGGUCAGCCCGUCCAAGAGGAAGUUUCGGGAUAAUCAGAAGAUCGCUUCUCAUCUGAAAAAAUCGGAAAGACUGAAACCUUGCCCCCGCUGUGAAAAACCCAGUCGGGUGGUUCUGAACAAAUCAUCCAUUAGGCUGGCCCUAGCUUCCGGUUCGCUGGAUUCAUCAAUCAUCCGAACCGGCCUAGCCGGUGGAAAGUUGGACCGCUCCUAUACGUUACCUGAUUCACUAAUCGGAGGAUGUGCCUCGACGUCGAGCAUGAUCACCGCUGCCGUGCUCGAUUGUACCUCAACCGCCAUCGAUAGCCCCCAGUCACCCAAUAAUGCGGAUCGCAUCCGUAGGAAUUUAUUCUCCACAAGUUUGCUGCCUUCCGCCCAAUCCGUGGAUGGACAAACUCCGGUGGGCCGAGUUCCACGUAGACGCAACUCUGCAGAUGUGUUGGGAUCGUCCCUGUUGGAGCGUAAACUUACGACCAAAAACGGUAGGAACAAACCCGCCGAUGCGAACCAAUGUGAUUAUGCCGUCUGCAGUGGGAAAAACUGCGGCUUCGUUUUCUGUAUCAAGUGUUUGUGUGAGUAUCAUCCGAAUUCGGUGUGCAAGGACUUGGCCCCGAAUUCGCCAAGCAAAGAGGACGAACCGGUGCACAAUGUGGCUUGUAGUAAGCAAAGCCGCCGCUCUUUACAGCGGCUGCGGAAGUAGUAAGACUGCGUUAAGUAGAGAACACUCAACUAAAAGGUAUUUUCUAGUGUUUUUAAGCAGUAACAGUUAUUUAUUGCUAUUUUUAGGAUAGGUAAAAUACCAUGUUCCAUUUUUUCCCAGUAACUCUUAUUCGUCUAUUUUUGUAUACAUUUUUUAAAGUGUUUUUUAAUAUGUAGAAAUUGAACGAAUUUUGAUUUUAUUUAAGUACGAUCAUAUUUGGUUUCACUAUUUAAGGUAUAUAAGCAAAUCAGUAGCUGAAGUGUGAGCACGCUUUAGAAAGUUAAUAUAUAAUAUCAAUGCAAUUCCUGAUUUACAUUCCAACCUUUUCAAUCGCCUUUUAAAUAGCUCAAGGAUCGUUUGACCCAGUGAUCAUGAAUAGACGGUUUCUUGUGAUCAACAAAUAAAAGACUUAUGAGGAGAACAAAUUUUAAACUUUUUGUAAAGAGUAGCUAUUCCUUAUUUUCUAUUGAACAUAUUAUUGGCAGAGUAGAUCAGUAUAUGGAAUGAGUAAAAAUUGAUUUCCUAAAAAAACGAUAUCAGGAAUUGUAGCAUCAUGACAAUUUCGGCUAUUUUAAGUACAUAGUUUUUUUUACCAUACAAACAUUUGGAUACCUCAUUGUUCUACGAACUGGUAGUUCGCAUGAAAAGGAAACUGAACGUUCAAUUAUUAUUGUGUAGUAUGACAUCACUGUACAAGCGCCGGUUUUUUAAAAGUUUUUUUUUCUUAAAAUAAAACGUUGUUAAAAAUCUA
This is a messenger RNA of Armigeres subalbatus, 3998 nucleotides long. RefSeq lists its product as uncharacterized. NCBI's taxonomy places the organism in Eukaryota, Metazoa, Arthropoda, Insecta, Diptera, Culicidae. Gene Ontology annotation, cellular component: nucleus. The record is from RefSeq and is a predicted model, not a curated record. Bases 689 to 3247 code for a protein of 852 amino acids. Gene Ontology annotation, biological process: negative regulation of meiotic nuclear division; regulation of mitotic nuclear division. Gene Ontology annotation, molecular function: protein binding. The transcript is spliced from 3 exons.